GCGGCAGCGCUACCACCAGCCCAUGUAUCGCUAGCCCAGGCCGCAGCAACGAUCCAGCCACGACGAACCAAACAACCGAGUACUGCCGCCACUGAUGCCAGUUCGGCACCUGUAAGUUCGACCUGGAAUGCCGCUACAAGCAUGUCAUGCCCGACACGCCGGCGGGGCUGGCCGAGGUCUGCCUGAAGGAGAUACCGCGCUGGUACAGGUACAAGUACCUCCACCCCACGGCCGCUGUCGGCCAUCAUCAUCACCCACAAUUUACCCACGACAGCGCCACCACCGCCAUCAACAGCAACAACAAUAGCAACAACGGCCACCAUCUCGUCAGCCUCAGUCUCGGCGAAGCCACUAGCCUGGGAGGCCUCAACCCACGCGACGUGCGCGCCCCCGAGAUGCACCGACUGGGACUGCUGCCUCCUGCACCACCGACAACCCCGACGAUCUCAACAACACCGGCUCUGGCACCGUCACCAGCAGCGACUGCGCCAGCGAUGGCUACACAUACCGCGGGGGGCCAGCUCGGCCUCCUCGGCCCAGGAGGCCCAAGGGCAGGAGGAGGAAGCGGGUCCAGCAGCACCAGCAAGAAAGUGAUUCAGAAGCAGGUCCGGGAGGCGAUGGCGCAGUUUCUGUUGCAUAGCCUUGUGCAUGAAAAUGAGGGCAUCAAAAGUAAAUUGCAAUCAUAUCUCCCUAAGUUGGGGCGCUGAUAACACCGGGAGUACCCGCGUUCACCCAUAGUCUGCUAGAUAUACGUACAUCAGAUCUUGUCCCUGGCAGAACACUGCAAAACAACAUAGGAGA
Parathielavia appendiculata is the source of this 801-nucleotide messenger RNA. RefSeq lists its product as uncharacterized. The record is from RefSeq and is a predicted model, not a curated record. NCBI's taxonomy places the organism in Eukaryota, Fungi, Ascomycota, Sordariomycetes, Sordariales, Chaetomiaceae. The transcript has a single exon. Bases 147 to 707 code for a protein of 186 amino acids.